Messenger RNA from Epinephelus fuscoguttatus (brown-marbled grouper), 2401 nucleotides. RefSeq names its product cytochrome P450 2K1-like. The record is from RefSeq and is a predicted model, not a curated record. Gene Ontology annotation, molecular function: oxidoreductase activity, acting on paired donors, with incorporation or reduction of molecular oxygen, reduced flavin or flavoprotein as one donor, and incorporation of one atom of oxygen; iron ion binding; heme binding. The coding region runs from base 204 to 1712 and encodes 502 amino acids. Gene Ontology annotation, biological process: xenobiotic metabolic process. The transcript has 10 exons. Lineage: Eukaryota; Metazoa; Chordata; Actinopteri; Perciformes; Serranidae. Gene Ontology annotation, cellular component: cytoplasm; intracellular membrane-bounded organelle.
GGGAGUUGGGCGGAGUCAGGCACUGCCAAGAUGGCGACGUCCAGAGCGGAGUAUUUUGAGCUUCAAAUCCACUCUUCAGAAACGGACGGAUGACGUCACGGUGACUACGUCCAUACAGUCUAUGGUAUAGACGACUCAUUGUAAGGGAGCUGCUCAGUGAAAAGGUUUUCUUAAAGGAGUCAGGUCCAGGUGACAGAGGGAUUAUGUUUGAAGAUCUCUUCCAGUCCUCCACUUCAGUCUCCCUUUUGGUGGCCAUCGUGGGCCUGCUGGUCCUCCAUCUUUUCUACUCCAGCUUCAGCUCCCAGGACAAUAAGAGGGAGCCUCCAGGACCUAAACCUCUUCCCCUGCUCGGCAACUUGCUUCAUGUGGAUCUCAAGCAACUCGACAGCUCUCUUCUUAAUCUGUCCAAAAAAUAUGGACCAGUGUUCACAGUCUACUUUGGACGGAAGAAGGUGGUGGUCCUGGCAGGAUACAGGACAGUCAAACAGGCUCUGAUCAACCACGCUGAGGAGUUUGGAGACCGAGCGGUCACUCCUAUAUUCUAUGAUUUCAACAAAGAACAUGGCAUAAUAUUUUCCAAUGGUGACUCGUGGAAAGAAAUGAGGCGUUUUGCUCUAACCACAAUGAGAGAUUUUGGGAUGGGCAAAAGGAUUAGUGAAGGGAAAAUCAUUGAGGAAUGUCGCUACCUGAUUGAAGAAUUUGAACAACAUGAAGGUAAAGCCUUCGACAACUCCCACACAAUAAACUAUGCUGCUUCAAAUAUUAUAUCAGCCAUCAUGUUUGGAAAGAGGUUUGAGUACAAAGAUCCUGUCUUCCAAGUUAUGUUGAAGAGAGACCACGAGACUAUCCGUCUGACUGGAUCAGCAUCCAUCCAGAUAUACAAUGUGUUUCCUUGGCUUGGCCCUUGUCUUCAAAACUGGAGGGUGUUGAUGAAGAAUGUGGAAGACAACAAGGAGGAAAUAAAAAGCAAAGUAGCUGAGCUGAAGGAGACUCUGAACUCUGAGAUGUGCAGAUGCUUUGUAGAUGCAUUUCUCAUCCGUAAGAUGAAUCUGGAGGAGUCUGAAAUCAAAGAUUCGCACUAUCAUGAUGACAACCUUCUCUACAGUGUGAUGAAUCUGUUUGCAGCUGGGACUGAUACGAUGGGAUAUACACUUCAGUGGUGCCUCCUGUUUAUGGCAAAGUACCCGCAUUUUCAAGACCGGGUCCAGGAGGAGCUGGACAGGGUGGUUGGAAGCCGUCAGGUUGGAGUAGAGGACAGGAAGAACCUGCCGUACACUGAUGCUGUCAUUCAUGAGUCACAAAGACUGGCUAACAUCGUCCCGUUGGCUAUUCCUCACAAAACCAGCCAAGACAUCACCUUCCAGGGCUACUUUAUCAAAGAGGGAACUACUGUGUUUCCUCUUCUUACUUCUGUCCUGUAUGAUGAGAGCGAAUGGGAGACCCCACACACUUUCAACCCUUCCCACUUCCUGGAUAAGGAGGGUAAAUUUAUCAGGAGAGACGCCUUCAUGCCCUUUUCUGCAGGUCGCAGGGUGUGUCUGGGAGAGAGUCUGGCCAGAAUGGAGCUGUUUCUCUUCUUCACCUCUCUCCUUCAGCGCUUUCGCUUCACUCCUCCACCUGGAGUCACAGAGGAUGAACUGGAUCUCACACCAGUUGUGGGCUUCACCCUCGGCCCUUCACCUCAUGAGCUGUGUGCCGUCAGUCGCCAGUGAGGACGAGAGCUGGAACUUGAUUAUCGUUUCUGUGUAUUUAUUCCACAAAAGGAGCAGAAACUUUCUCCAUGCAACUUGUGGUCACUCCAGCACCCAUGAUGUGGGAUGGGAUGUUGUGUAAGAAUGUUGUGUCGAUAUUUCACCAGUUAACAACAUGUUGCUAUAUCGUUUCAAACAGGAGCAGUUUGGAAGUGUUUUGAAAUGCAUGUCAUUUAAAUGUGACAAAGGGGUCAUAAAAGGUAAGAUGAGAAAAACAUGAGACCAAAGGAAAAGAGAAAUAAAUAAUAAGACAAAACAGUUGUUGUGGUGUCUGUUACAGAGAGACUACUGUGUAUGUUGGUUAGCAAUAAAGCCGAAUAUUAGGGUACAGAUCUAAAUGUGUUGAGUUGCAGAAAUUCAGUCAUGCUCCGUUUGCUCUGAUGAAGUCCAGUUAUGUUGCAGUAAAAGACUGGCCCAUUAGAGGGCAGUGUUAGCUCUCUUCUAUUACCAGAAUAUCUACAGCAGUUGUUGUGCAGGCUGUGUUAUAGACUUCUAGUAUAACCAGGUACUCAUUAUGCAGUCUGUUUGCUCCUUGGCUUAUGUUUAUUGUUUGAAGUUAUUAAUGUCAUUUAUAUAUGUAAAGUUUGUAGAUUUUUCCUGCCCAUAUUUGGAGGAUUCUGUACACUGCACAUCCCUGAGUAAACACCGAU